Messenger RNA from Osmia lignaria (orchard mason bee), 4382 nucleotides. It is a transcript of the gene cysu, whose product is annotated as peroxidase homolog. The record is from RefSeq and is a predicted model, not a curated record. Gene Ontology annotation, molecular function: heme binding; peroxidase activity. Gene Ontology annotation, biological process: response to oxidative stress. NCBI's taxonomy places the organism in Eukaryota, Metazoa, Arthropoda, Insecta, Hymenoptera, Megachilidae.
UUCGAUAAAGAACUACACACGGUACAACGACAGGACAUGAGCCAGGCUACCAAGCAUUAUAUCAGACACUCGGUCAGUAAGUCUCUAACCAACAAUCACUCGACAUCAGCCAGUGGUCACUGACUGCACUUGGAUAGUCAGUAGAACUGGCCGACUAUUACACGAAAAACUUCGUCGAACACAGUGGUGGAUCGGGUCAGACUCUCGUCACUGAAGUUGAUUUAUUAAACGAGUUUAAUUUUUUUUAUUUUUUCGGUUGUUGUUUAUUUUAUCAGAAAUUUUUCAUUAAAUUUCGUUCGUUCGACGAUCGUGACGCGAAAGAAAGUGUGCCGGAAGUGUGAUUCCUGUUCCUUGGUAUCUACGAUCGAGCGACGAUCCCUGCCACGAUUUUCGUUCGGGUUCAACUAAGAAGGUUCAUCAACGUGGAGCACGUGGAGGAAGAAUGUACGGAUCCGUGAUAAGGCGGAUACGAUCCGCGAUAAUCGGGCUCCUGCUGCUACUAGCGACUUGGAGUAACGAGCACAGCUGCAGCGGACUGCAAUAUCAACCCGCCGAGGUUUAUGCAAACGGCGAUGAUUGUGCCUUGAUCUUAAACCGUCCAGGAAGAACAAACGUCUUCGAUUACACGUACAAUUUGCUCCGUGGAUCCUUUACACCAGCAACAGCAUCGCAGACGUGCAUCACCUACGAUGCUGUGAAUCGCGCCUACGUGGAAGCUAGAAAACGCAUCAAUGUGGCGCAACCGAAAGGCAAGACAUGGCGGCCAGAAGACCUGGCCACGGUCGGCGAACUCCUCCUGGACAUCACAUCGAACCUCGUGCAAACGUACGGUUUAACAGUCGACGAGAUCGAGAAGAGUCUACCCCUAAUCGACACAUCGAAGACCUUGAUUCGAGAGGUAUGCCCAGCCUUUUUGAGCAACGUGGAGUGCCGAGCUGGGAAAUACCGAAGAAACGAUGGUCUCUGCACGAAUUUGCAAAAUCCAACAUGGGGUUCCACUUUGUCACCCUUCCAAAGACUUAUGACUCCACGAUUCUCAGACGGUUUAACGGCGCCCAGGAUAUCGGUAACCGGCCAUGAUUUACCAUUAUCACGAGUGGUGUCGCGCACCAUGCACCCUGACGAAGGUUAUCACGAUCACGCCGGCACUGUUAUGGUGAUCGCCUGGGGACAGUUUAUGGACCACGACUAUACGUUGACUGGGACACCUCUAGAUCCCCUGAACCGAAACGACCCGGAGGAAUGUUGCCAUCGACCACCGCACCUGAAGAAUCCUUACUGCAACGAGAUCCUCAUACCGGAAGAUGAUUACUUCUACAGGCUGUUCGGCGUGAAAUGCAUGGACUUUGUUAGAGCGUUUCCCGCCGUUCGACCUGGAUGCCGUCUUGGAUCUCGCGUGCCGUUUAAUCUUCUGACAGGAGUGUUGGAUGGGAAUACGGUUUAUGGAAUUAACGAAGUAUUUGCAAGGAAACUUCGAACCGGUUACGGUGGUUUGUUACGCAUGAACCCGGUGUUCUCGGAAUACGGGCUAAAGGAUUUACUCCCGCUCAAAUUGGACAUCCCCGACGAGGGCUGCACACGUUUGAACCGAUCCAUGUACUGUUUCGAAGCAGGUGAAAUUCGAGUGAACGAACAGCUAGUGUUAACUUGUAUGCACACACUGAUGGCACGUGAGCAUAAUAGGAUCGCGAAAACGUUGAUUCAAAUUAACCCACACUGGGACGACGAGACUCUGUAUCAAGAAUCUAGACGAAUAGUGAUUGCUGAAAUUGAACACAUCACUUACAAUGAAUUCCUGCCUAUUUUGCUUGGAAAAGAUGUUAUGGAGAAAUUUGGCCUUCUUCUGGAGAAAAACGGAUACUGGGAUGGUUACGACGAAAGUGUGAAUCCAGCAGUGAUCGAUGCUUUUGCUGCUGCAGCGUUCAGAUUUGGCCACUCUUUACUGCCAACAGCAGUGGAAAGAUGGAGUAAAGCUCACAAAUUCAUAGCUUCGAAAAGACUGUCUGAUUUAAUAAGAAGACCCUUCGACCUGUAUCGAGCUGGUGUUUUCGAUGAAUACAUUAUGGGACUGAUGAAUCAAGUCGCUCAAGCUAUGGACGAUUCUAUCACGCAAGAGGUUACGAAUCACCUGUUCAAAAAAGCCGGUGCGAAAUUCGGACUGGACUUGGUCUCCUUUAAUAUGCAACGUGGCCGCGAAUUUGGCGUUCCAAGCUACAUGGAGUUCAGAAAAUUCUGUGGCCUUCCCUGGGCAGACACCUUCGAUGAUUUACAUGGAUCCAUGCCAAAUGAGACUAUCAAAAGAUACAGUUCAAUCUUUGAGCAUCCAGCUGACGUGGACCUCUGGUCCGGUGGCGUGUCCGAAAGACCGCUUCCGGGUAGCAUGCUCGGUCCAACCUUCGCCUGUAUAAUUGCCACGCAAUUCAGCUAUUCACGUCGAGGUGAUCGAUUUUGGUACGAGCUGCCGAACCAGCCAUCGUCCUUCACUCUCGAACAACUGAACGAGAUACGAAAAGUGAAGCUGGCCAGGGUAAUCUGUGACAACACCGACUUGAUAGACACCAUACAGAUUUAUCCCAUGGUGUUACCUGACCACGAGAUAAAUCCACGAGUCCCGUGUCGAAGCGGUGUAUUGCCAAGCAUGGACCUGAGCAAAUGGGCGGAAUAUCCGACUGCGAGUCACGCUCAAUACCGAUUGGUGGAGGAGCACUUGCUUGACGUACCGAGACGGCCGAAUCGACCGGAAAGGGUGCGGAACCAAUACAACAGGGAGCAGGUUUUACGACUCUUCUAUGAAAGCAUUAACGGCAUUGCUUCGUAUCUGGGAUUCAGAAAAUAAUUCAGUGCACGAGGAACGGACUUGGUUGGAGCAUCGAUUGCACCGAGAUUUGAUAAACGGCAAUGUUUAUACCUGUCGUUUAAAUCGUGACAGAGAGAGAUUGUCGUAAAUAGAAUUGUUCUGACGAUCGUUGCGUUUAUUCGAUUUACGUAGCGGAUCCUUGUAAUCGUGUACCGACGAGAAGAGAAAUAAAUAUUUUUGGUUCACACCCUCGCACUGUCGCGCACGUUCUAGCACCUUAAGGCACCUUGCUAUACGAUGUUGAAGAACGAAUCGAGAAGGUUGAAGAUAGUGUAACGCAGAUACAUCGAUAUUCCUACAUAUUGUGAUCUUGUUCGUUUGGUAUAUUAAUUUCAAGUGUGAGUGAAAUAUGGUAGAUAGACAAGAAGACACGGAAUUUUAAAUAAAAAAUCUGUGUUUUAAUAUAAUUUGUAAUUAAACUUUGAAAAUUUUUAUUUUUCAAACCCGUCAAUAUCGUAUUAGUAAAAAAAAAUUAUGCACUUUAAAAUAUUUUUAUCUAUAGAGUGCGUCACUAGAGUGUUAUAUUUGUAUUAUCAUUUCUUUUUUUUAAGCUUUCACCAAUUGAAAGUUUAUAGUUUGAUAUUAUUUUGUAUGAACUGAUAAUUCUUGAUCUACCAAACGAACGACUAUCACAUCAAAUAUGGUAGAAGUACUUAGAAACAUACUAGCAUCGUUAAAAAUCACUGAUAAAGGCGCGAACACCCUUUUAACAAUAAAAGAGAUAAACUUCGAAGAAUUCAAUAAUUUUAUUCCUAACGUACCCUUAUCGUGAAAAAAAUUUUCGUUUAUGGUUUGAAAAAGAAAAAUUCGUGCCUUUAACAGUGCGAAUCAUCCCUAAUAAAAGUAAUAUUUAGAGAAAUAGCAUUAAAAAACACAUAGUAAUUUAUACGAUAUAUCCACCUAUCUUACUGUAUCGCAAUAUUUCUUACAUGCACCAGCUCACAAAAGUAUAAAAAAUUACUACAACAUGAAGGUGAAAGAAAUUUUCCAUUUUUUAUUUAAAUACUUUUGUGAACCUAUGUAUGUAUGUUCGUCGAACCAGUACGUUCUUUUAUCCGAAAUCGUCGUUGUAGGCGUAUUUCCCACCCCCACCCCCCUCAUAUUCUUUAAUUUUAAUACACAAACAAUAGAAAGGGCGUGAAAAAGAAGGUGUGCAGCGUGAAUAACAGCACUUAUCGCUUGAAUUAUUACUGUAUUAUCGUUUAUCGUGUAUUAUACACGUGCACGAUGGCUCAGGGAACAGGCUCGACGUUGCUGCGCUGAUCUAUUCGAACACGAUUUCAAUUUUCCAAAUUUCACGGCACAGAAAAAGAUAAUCUUAAGAAAAAAUGUAUUUUCUGAGCCACUGUACACACUCAGUCCCCGGUUCUUUCUUUCUUUUUUUUUUUUUUUUUGAUUGUAUUUUGUACAUAAGUACCGUGAACGAAAUAAAGUCACAUUAACAAGAGUGCCAUUUAUGGAACCUCCAUCGGUUUUGUGAAUUCUCCUUUCUCCACACGCACAAUCGAGCGAAAAGCAACACGCU